Molecule: messenger RNA, 9773 nt
Organism: Macrobrachium nipponense
Lineage: Eukaryota; Metazoa; Arthropoda; Malacostraca; Decapoda; Palaemonidae
Exons: 7
Coding region: 330-3281 (983 amino acids)
Source: RefSeq, a predicted model, not a curated record
CACAAACUCCAACAUGGCUGGAGGAUCUGAAUGCAAUGGUGUAGUGGGACUCGGAAACUAGGAGGGAUUUGCCAGAGCUAAUUAUAAAGCAAAUGGAGUUGAUUGUCUGUUCGUCGUCUUGUGCCUGUAAGGGCUGAAACACAGGCAGAAAAAUCCUCGCUCCUCGGGCAUUCACGAUCGCUUACGAUAAGAAUCCUGAUUUCGUUGACAUCAGUGCACCGGCGUCCCAGUAUACCUAGGACUCUCGAGACGCAAGAUUAAAACCUCGAAAGCGAUUCCCGUCCUACGACUGUACGAAGCGUUGCAGGUGAGCUGGCACUGCGACCAAAAUGUCAGCAAAUCGUAGCGUUGGGGGGCUGGAUGACAUAGACCACUUAUGCUUGAAAGUUGUCAAGAUUGUGAAGAGUGAAGCCCGUAUUGUUCUAUACUGCAUAUGGAAUUGGGGUUGCGAAAGAGACCUUACAGUACCCUUCGAGGAUCAUGCAAUAAACGUACUCAAAUGGGACAUCAUUAAGUACAAAAAGAAGUUUGAUAAUACCAUGCAAACAAAGAUUAGAAAUAAUCCAAAAGGGGACGAAUUUGAUGUGACUUUACUGUAUGCAUGCAUUUCCUCCACUUGUACUAGAUUUAGUGGCUCUGAUAUGAAAACAAUCAUAAGACCAAUCGCUUUCUUUCGGAAUGAUGUUAUGCAUGAUGAUAUAGUUAAAGAUGAGGCCUCCAUGAAUGACGCAAUUGCUAAAAUUCGGCAAAUGUUAGUAGAUGCCUUAAACAAAGCAAAGGAAGUUUAUUUAGUGCCUGAGAAUGAAAUAGACGGUAUGAUACAACGCAUGGAUGAAACCAUUAAAGAGAUCAAGGAAAGCCCUGUUCCCCUGCAUGACAUCGAGGACUAUAGAGUAAAGGUGAAAGAGCAUCGAAAAGCCCUUGAAAAGCUCGUUGAAGAGAAAGGCGUGAGUUGUUUGAAGACAACCUUCAAAAUGCUCUCUAAUGUAGAUCCAGCUUCUUGGAUAUCUGGGAAGGAAAGAUUAAAUAUCGAAAUGGUCUACAUAAGGCUUGAAAUGAAAUGGAAACCAAACAGUGACAGCAGCUCUUACGAACCUAUUGGACAUGAAAGUUUGCUGUGUCAGACAUAUGAAGAUGGAAUCGUGCCAAAGAUCAUUGUAAUACAGGGUGAAGCAGGUUCUGGAAAAAGCACUUUAACCAAGUUUAUUUUGGCAGACUGGGCUAAGAAUUCCCCGUCUAUUAUAGGGCUACAAGAAUAUGAUUUAAUUCUUUAUGUUGAAUGUAAGAACAGGUAUAUCUCUAACUUUAUAGAUUUGUUGACUUCAUUAAUGCCACAGGUUUCAUACGAAAUGACAGACACAGAUUUCCGGCGCUCUGUGUUGGAGAAGAAGACCCUCAUAAUUGUUGAUGGCCUAGAUGAGAUGAAUGAAAACUCUGAGAAGCUUCUUAUUGAAAUGCUUGAAAUCUACCAAAAUAGGAAAGACAACAGAUUCCAGUUCAUCAUGACAACUCGCCCACAGGAAAUCAAGAUUAAAAAAACACUGUUGAACAAGUUCCCUACAGUUCACAUCAAGAUCCAUGGAGUACCUGCAGAAAGAAGAGUGGAAUUUGUCCAAAAGCUUCAUGAUGAAAUGGUCAAAGAAGGUCUAAGUAAGGAAGACACGAGUAAGUUGGUGGACUACAUGAAGCAUUCAGAGUGCCGCUUGCAGGAACAUUAUCGUCUUCCUCUUAACUUAACCCUUUUAACGUACCUCUGGGCCAACGAUUCAAAGGCUGUCAACUCUGUUACUUCCGCUACCCAACUUUAUGUUGCUGUCCUGAACCUCCUAAAGGGUCGUGUUGUUUUCAGGAUACCUCAUGUAUCCUCAAAUUCCAUUCAGGUUUCCAUGGACACAUUAUUAAAUAGGAUUUUCCAGGUCUCUUUAGAGACACACAAACGAAACAGUCUGGAGUUGAGUGCAGAGUGCUACAAGAAGCUGGAAGAUGAAUGUGAGGAACUGAAUCUGCCUUCAGUUGAAAUACUUGGCGCAUUCUUUGCUGUUCAUGAUGACUAUAGUGUGUACUGUGGUCCUAAUAAAUAUAAUCUUUUUGUCCCUCAUAAAUCAAUAAUGGAGUUCUUUGCUGCCAAUCACAUAUAUUCCUGCUUAGUUGAGAACAGAGCUGACAGAUGCAAGGAAAAACUAAAAGCCAUCGAAGAAGAAUUCCCUGGGAUAUUUAAAUACCAACUGGUAAAUGAACAACCAAAAACACUUAGGGGUGUACUAGAAACUCUUUUAAAUGAUGGAAAAGAUUUAAACCCUAGCAUUUUACCUCAUUAUCAGAAUACUUUGAUUCAUUUAUCAGGACUAUUGGCACUUCAAGACAAAGAAGCUCUUCAUAAGUAUGGGAUUGAGCUUGUGGAUAUUCUAGAGGAAUCUGAAAUCAAAGAUUCCCAGUGGCUCGACCUGUUAGCUGAGGCAGAUUGUGAUUCAUUACUUUCCACCUCGAUAGCAGAACACAUAUCAGGGAAGCUUGUGAUAGAAGAUGGACACACCCUUGCAGCAAUUCAACUCUUCAAGGACUUGGACUCUAAAACACCUGUGAGGGUUAUACUUCAGGAUGAAGUUAAAUAUAUUCCACAACUCGACACGCUGAUGGAGAAGCUGGCUGAGCGGGAUUGUGCUGUGGAACUUCUCCUCAAUAACCAUUGGAAAAAUCCAGAUAAUGGACUGUCCACCACAUACUUGGAGAAACUGGUUAACAACUCAAAUUGCAGAGUUACUCGCUUCACUGGAAACCUGGACAAUAUUGAAAUGCUCCCCAAGGACCUAGAGGAUGUUAGAUUAACUAUUUCCUGUAAUAAGCAGGCUGAAUUGAUCUGCAAAGGCAUUGCAGAACUAGAUAAGGAGCUACAUCUGAGUUAUAUUGGGAUUCAUGUCAUGAAAGGAGUAUCACCAUCCUUCUUGAAACCACUACCUGUAGUGAAGCCAAACCAGAAAGAAAGUGGCACCAUUUGGCUCUCAGACAUCAGCGACGAUGACGUCUCCAUUGCUUGUAGUCUCAUCAAGGCUUUACAUCCACCAGGCAUGAUGUUUCACAGCAUCAUGUUUCCCCGUUGUCAACUGUCACUGAAUGGAUUCGAAUGUCUACUGAACGAACUAGAGCAACAACAGGUGAAAAUAUCUAAGAAUAUCAAAUCAGAUUCGCAAGUCCUUGGUAUAAAUGAAGUACCAACUUUAAGCAAACUUACUAAAAAGUUGUUUGGUCGUCCAUUUCAGCGUGAUGACGGAUGGUCAACCUAGUAUAGAUUUGGAUUCCAUGGUGAUGGAGAUUAGCCGGCCAGACACUAAAAUUCUUUUUGAGGAGAAGAUAUCUAUCAUUAUAUUAGUCCACUACAGCACAACUUUCUCAUAUGGAUCAUAAAUAGUUCCAUUAUAUUUUUGCCAAUCUUACAAACACAAAAUACAAAAUACGCGUCUUUAGGUAAAAUGAAAGUGAUGCUGAGAAAGACAGAAGUAAUUCCCUGACUAUCAAACCCUUCUUUGGAGAGCAGAGAGAAACCAAGUUCAUGUUAAGUGCCUUUGCAGAGGUUGAAGUUUCCAGAUUAAAACAAAUUGAGAACCAGUGCUAGAGCUUCAUUACACUCACUUGCACUGAGUGUUUGCUUAUCAACAAGCACUGUUAAGAAUAUAGGUAAGUGUAGUCUUUGAGUCUUUCGUUAGUUUAUUUAGUUACCCCUGCCAUUAACGUACUCAUUUUCUCUUAUACUGUAAAAGCAGACACACUUUUCCAACUGCAUUUUGUAUCCUCGAUCUUAAUGAGAAUACUAAACAGUUUGAUUUAAGAUGGCUGCUUUUCAUUUAAGUUCUCGAUUGUCUUCAUUUUAGCCUUGAGAUUGCCACAGGGUCUACAAUUUGGUGCACAGGACCCAAGAAAGAAGUAACUUUGGAUAAUAUUAAGAAGUUUAAGCCCUGAAACACGUAAAUAUGGCAACAACAGAGCAAUUAUUGAGGACACGGUCGGCUAUCAAAGGUUGGUUAACUCGAUCUGUUAAGGAGUUGCAGGAUUUGCUAUAAGACUCUUCUAAUUAUGAACUCUUAAAGAAUGCUGUUAGUGUUUUUAAUAGAAGACUACCAGUUCUAGAUGAUAGGAGACUACCAGUUUUAGAUGAUCUUCAAGCAGCAGUGGAAUUAGAAACAGACUUUGCUGAUUUAAAGGCAGACAGAUGAAACUGAUAGAUUUCAUAGAGUGCCAGACAGGUUAGGGCUGAAGCAGCCAAAUGUUUGAAAGGUGUUAGUAACGAGACUGACACUAUAUCUGUUUCCAGUAAAGAAAUAUCAGAACUGAAGUUACCUAUAUUAUAAAUUCCCAGUCCUUCUGGGAAAGAUUUGAUGCACUAGCUGACCAGAGUGAGCUGCUAGUUCUCAACAAGUUUAGUUACUGUCAAUCAUUACUUCAAGGGGAAGCACUGACUGUUAUUAAAAGUUUAGCACUUACUUCUGUUAACUACAAGGUAACCUGUGAGCUGUUGAAAGAUUUGGUCAUCCAGAAAGAAUCAUUUUUGCUCAUGAUCAACGCCUACUGAAGGCUUCUUUUCCAUCCAGAGGUAAGGGAGCUUACUCCGAGUCUUUGUGGAAGUUACAAGACCAGCUGUUGAGGCAUGUGAGAAGUUUAGAAGCCCUUGGCAUCACUGGUGACCAGUAUGGCAUGCUGUUGACUCCAGUCAUCCUGUCUUGACUUCUGCAAGCUAUGCAGUUAGAAUGGUCCAGGGAAUGUGCAGGCCAUGAAUGUGAUUUAUAGAGUGGCUGCUGAAGUGUCUUCAUUAGAAAAUCCAGCGUCAUGGAAGGUCAGAAACCUUUAAGGAGUUAUCCAUGGAGAAGAAUGUGUGACAAGAGGCCAAGAGAAAAAAAAGGUUAGUUCGGCUUUAGCACUGCAGAUGUCAUUCGAGGAAGGUCCCCAACAGCCUGUGUUUUGCCAGAAGCGCCACCCUUUUGAGCAGUGCUGUCAGCCAUAAUUGUAAACUCAAAAUUCAUCAGCUAGAACUGUUCUAAAGUUUCCAUAAGGAACAUCUUUCUAGAGACUGUGAAAUAAAAACAAAAUGUUAUUUUGUAAUUAUGGUACAUCCAGUUAUGAAAGUAGUAAAUCUCCAGUAAAACAAAAUACUAGUAGUAAGUUAAAUGAUUAGGCUAAUGUACUAUCAAGUGAUGUUGUCAAUACCGGUACUGUUAAGCAUGUUAGCAUUUCUCAUGACCAAAGAUUGAAGAGUACUGUAUUGCAGACAACUAAAGUCCAAGUUUGUACAGGUGGUGGUAAAUGUGUUGAGGCAGUUGUAAUGUAAGUCAUAACUUUGUUAGCAGAAUUAAACCUAAGUGGGUUACAUCUAAGUACAGACAAUCUCUGGUUUACGAAAAGGGGGUCCUGUUCUUGCACCUUGUCGUUAGCUGAAAAUCGUUGUAAACCGAAACAUCAUCGAAAAUCGCUACAAAUCCUAACAAAACCUUACUUUUAAUGCUUUGGGUGUAUUGAAAAUUAUGUAAACUGCAUUUUUACUGAGUUUUUCAUCAUUUGAUUAUUCUGCUGUUUUGGAGCCAUAUUUCUUCCAUUGGAUUGGCGUUGCAAGCAUCGUAACUCUGAAACCUGUCGUAAACCAGGAAAUAAUUUCUGAUGACUAUACUUGAAAAGUAUCAUAACCUUGGAACAUCGUAAGCCAGACCAUCGUAAACCAGGGACUGUCUGUACGUACACUCCAUAUUGAGAAUUUGGUGAUGGGAAACCCCAAAACAUGAGAGAACAGAAUGUGUAUGAUGUGAAUUUAAUUGAUACCCCUGGGAAUAAUCAUUACAUACUUGCAGUUGAGGUAAUGUCCAUUUAUCACCCCCUUUGAAACGUCAGAAGGUACCUGCUGAUAUUUUCCAGUCCUUUUCACAUUUAAAGUUAGCUGAGGACUAUGGUCAUGACCGUGAUCACACUUUGGAUAUUUUGAUUGGUGUUGAUUAUGAUUGGAUAUUUAUUAAAGCAGAUACUAUUGUAAGAUUUGAGGGUUUAAUGGCUGUAAAUCAGUGUUUGGUUACAUUUUGGUUCAUGUCUGUGGGCCCAUGACAGAGUAUAUCUCAACAACUGUUGUGUAUUAACAUAUAGGUAAUAAUGUUAAUGAGUCUGAUUUACAUAAAUUUUGAGGUUUAGAAAGUUAUAGUAUUAAUGUAGAGAACGAUAACCCUCCCAAAGACCAAUUGUAAUACUGUACCCUGGAAAAAUGAAGAUGCUAAAUUGAGUUUACUUAUUAAUGAGAAUAAUGCUAAGAUGGGAUUAGCUGUACUCAAACAUAAAUUUGAGAAAAGCCUUGAUCUGAAAUAGGAGUAUGACAAAUUACUUAUGAGUUAUGAGCAGGAGUGUAUUAUUGUUGGGGUCCCUUUUUCUGAAUUGGAAAGUCAUUAUCCCACUUAUGUCACAUAGACCUGUAAUUAAAGACAGCAUUUCUUCAAAGGUUAGGCCUGUGUCUGAUGCUUCAGCAAAAGGAACUAAUGGCGUUUCUUUGAAUGACUGUUCGCAAUCUGACCCUUCUUUCAUUCCUGAUCUUGUUGAAGUUUUAUUAUUAACAUUUAGAUGAUAGAAUACUGCCUUGACAGCAGACAUUGUAAAGGUUUUUUGCACAUUUGUGUACAACUCCCUGAUCAGGAUGUUCAUAGUUUUUUGUGGCAAUGUGGUGAUAUAGUAUGCGUUAUGAGAUUUGUGAGAGUACCCUUUGGGAAUACUAGUAGUCCAUUUUUACUGAAUGCUACUAUUAAACAUCAUUUGGAGUCAUACAAUGAUUCAGUUACAUUACAAGAGCUUAAACAGAAUUUGUAUGUAGAUGGUUGGCUCUCAGGUGCAGAUCCAGCUGAAGAAGCCAGUAGAAUGUUUAGCAAAGUUCAGAGGAUAUUAUUAGAUGCUGGUAUGAUUUUAUCCAAGUGGCACACUAACAAUGACUUUUUGAUUAAUCGGCAUUAUCAGUACUUUGAACCAGAGGCUGGGGAUGUAACAAAAUGGUUAGGAAUGUAAUGGAACUCCUCAAAUGUGUUUUCAUUUAAAGUUUCCAGCUUAGAUUAUAAUUUUGAGUUUAAUUAUGCUAAAAGAAAUUUGUUAAGUUUGACUGCUAGAUUAUUUGAUGUACUUGGGUUAAUAAGUCUUUUCACCAUGUAUGCUAAAGUAUUGUUUCAAGAAAUAUGGCGUCUAGGACUUGGUUGGGAUGAGUGUUUACCUCACAAUGUGCAACUAAAGUUCCAGUAAUAGAUUAAUAAUGCUGAGGUUGUUUAAAAACUUUGAAGUUAAUUGUUAUUUUCCUGGUUUAUCUUUGAAGUCUGUACAAGGUUUGGAGGUACAUGCCUUCAGUGACGCAUCAGAGAAAGAUUAUCUACGUAUACCUAAACCAGCUAAGUAAUUCCAUGUAUCAUUUGUUAUCGCUAGAACUAAGUGGCUUCUAUCAAGCAGGUUACCUUGCCUCAGCUGGAAUUACUGGGAACAUUAUUGAGUGUUCAUCUAAUUAUGCUUGUGAAAUCUGCUUUACACUUGAAUGAUAGUGUCUAAUUAGUUUGCUGGACGGAUUCUAAAGUCUCAUUGCCAUGGAUAAAGGGCAAUCCCACUAACUAGAAAACGUCUGUAGCCAAUAGAGUAGCUAAGAUUCAAACAUUAACAUCUAGUGAUUGGUUCCAUUGCCCUGGCAAAGGUAAUCCUGCUGAUUUGAUGACCUGAGAGUUUACUGGUGAUCAGUUAAUUUCAAACAACACAUGGCUUGAAGGUCCCAUAUGGUUAUCUAUUUCCUCCUUAAACUUUCGUGCCAAUGCUAGUGAUGAAGUUGAUGCAAAUGAUUUUGUUUUUCCUAAUGAAGAAUAUAAGUGAUUAUGAUUGUUACGUUGAUGAAAAUGACAGUUCUAUAAUUAAAUUUAGUAGAUGGAGUGAUUUUACAAUUGUAAUGAGCAUUAAUGUCUUGGUUAUGAGAUUCAUUAACAAUUGUAAACUUAAUGGUGCUAUACUUUCAGUUCCUUUCACUUCUGAGUUGAGUAAUGCAAAGGACAAGAUUUCUAUUUGUGAACAAAGGAAAUAUUAUGAGAAAUAAAUUAGUGUUUUGUCUCGAGGAUAACCUCUCCCUAUGAAUUCCUCCUUGGGGAAACUUGACCCUUUUCCUGACUGUAAGGGAUUAUUGAGAAUCAUGGGUAGCUUACAAUAUUCUGACAUGAUUUAUGACAGAAGCACCCUAUUUUAAAUCUUAAUUGUCACGUAUCUAAACUUAUAGUGCCGUUGCAGCAUAAAUUUUGAAGCACGCUGGUGUUCAAGCUCUCAUGCUGACCAUCAAACACUAAUUGGAUUAUUGGAUUAAAGCGACAGGUGAAAAGAGUUUGUAAAGAAUGUGUUGCUUGCAAAAAAUAUUCACUCUUGGCCAUGCAAUUAGCCUUCCCCUCCUUUGCUGGAAUUGAGAACUAACAAUACGUUCCCCUUUGCCAUUACUGGUUUAGAUUACACAGGCCCUUUGCUUGCUGUUCAUCUUCCAUUUAAGAAUUUGUACAUAUUAUUUAGUUGUUCUGUUACAAGGGCUAUUCAUUUGGAGUUAAACAACUCUCCUUCAGUACCUGAUGUAUGUUAGCUAUACAUAGAUUUGCUGCUAGACGAGGUCUUUCUUCUGUGAUAUACUCAGAUAACGCUAACACCCUAAUUAGUGUUGCAAAUAAGCUUUAAAAAGAUUUUAGUGCUUCGAGUCAUGAAUGGAAAUUCAUUGCUCACAGAUCCUCAUUGUGGGGCGGUUGGUGGGAGAGUCUUGUGAAGUCAGUGAAGUCUGCUCUAAGGAAGUCCCUUGGCAAUGAAUGCUUAACUAAAUGUGAACUUGAAGGAACUUUGUUUGAAUAGAAGCAUGCAUUAAUUCUAGACCUUUGACUAAGUAAAUGAAGAACCUGAUGUAACUGAUCCUUCGACAACCCACCUAAACUUUCUAAUUGGUUGAGUUGCAGGUUUUCAGCCUCAUGUGUCUGAUGAACAUGUAAGUAUCAGUGAUAAAGAUUUAAGUGAAAGAGAAAUUGUUUGGAAAAUGCAACUCAACAAAUUUUGGAAAGUGUGGAGUAAUGACUAUUUAAAGAAUUUACCCCUUACAGUAAAGAGUCUGUACCCUAAUUGUACUCUGAAGAAAGGUUCGGUUUUAUUAAUAAGAGAAGGUAAUGUUCCUAUAAUGAGAUGGCCUUUGCCAUAAUUACUGGCAGAGACGGUACAUAUAGUAAGAUGUGUUAAUGUACGAACUACUCAGGGGGUGUUGUGCUGAUACAUUCAAAAGUUACAUGAUUUAGAGAUUUUAUGUGAUGUUAAUAAUGUUAGUGAAAAUGCUCAAGCUUCUAUAGAGGGUCCUAUACAAGAUAAGCAUAGGGAUGUUGUCGUUGAGAAUACUGAUGAAUCUAAGAAUCUUGAUCAGGUGAAGAUAUCUAGAAGAGGGCAUGUGAUAAAGUCUCAUACUUCACUUGAUUUAUGAAGUAGAUCCUUGAAAAUAAAGUUACAUGUGGGAAAUUGUGAACUCAAUGAAAAGAAGUUUAGAUUUUGUUAUACCAUGAGAUCUGAUUGUAUUUACUUAAUUUUAGAUAGGAGCUUGGGAGUUCCUAUGGUGGGGAGUAUGUUUAGGAUAUAAGUGUAGUCUUUGAGUCCUUCGUUAGUUUGUUUAGUUACCCCCUACUAAUUACAUGCUCAUUUUAUGUUAUAAUCUGUAAGAAAAAAGUACUUAUUCUCUAACUGCAUUUUGUAUCCACGAUCUUAACGAGAAUAAUAAAGAGUUUGAUUUAGGA